AUGUCCUCCAGCCAUGCCUCGCUAGACGCGGCCUCGAACGACCGCAAAGCCCGCCUGGCCAAGCUCGCCGCACUUAAGCGCAAGCAACCAGAGCCCGAAGAACCAACAGCGGCCGGUGAAGAUAGUGAAAUCGCAGACAAUUCCGCCUCGGAUGUGACGACAAAGUUCCUCUCUGGCCGCAAUUACGAUGCUGAGACCCGCGGGCCUAAAUUGGGCUUCGAGCAAGCUCCGCACGAGGGCAAAGUGACGGUGGAAGCACAAGCCGCCGAGAUCGCAGAAGCUGUGAAGGAACAAGCUCAAAAGGACGAAGAUGGCGAUCAACCUAUUGAUCUAUUUAAGCUGCAACCGAAGAAGCCUAAUUGGGACCUGCGGCGGGAUCUGGACGAGAAGCUCAAGAUUCUCAACGUGCGAACAGAGAACGCUAUCGCCCGCCUGGUACGACAACGGAUAGAGACUGCACAGCGUGCGGCGAAGGAACGGGGUGCACCUUCUAACGGCGAAGGAGGGGAGGAAGUCGGUAUCGAGGGAGAUGCGCUGGUGGAGGGGAUUCAUAUGCGGGAGCAGGAAGUCAAUGACGAUGAGGAUACGAUUUGA
Molecule: messenger RNA, 594 nt
Organism: Penicillium cataractarum
Lineage: Eukaryota; Fungi; Ascomycota; Eurotiomycetes; Eurotiales; Aspergillaceae
Product: CCDC12/cwf18 family protein
Exons: 1
Coding region: 1-594 (197 amino acids)
Cellular component (GO): U2-type spliceosomal complex; post-mRNA release spliceosomal complex
Source: RefSeq, a predicted model, not a curated record